AUGGAUUUCCGAGCCGAAAAAUAUCGAAAGAUAUUCGACUUUCCAUAUUUCAACGUGGUGCAAUCAAAGGUGUUUGAUGAUGUUCUUUAUUCAGACAUGCCACUUGUGAUAUGUGCUCCAACUGGGUCUGGAAAAACUGUUCUGUUUGAGCUGGCAAUUAUACGAUUAUUGCUGUGUAAUGCACUCGAAGCUGAUCUUGAGUACAAGAUUGUAUACAUGGCUCCCAUCAAAGCACUAUGUAGCGAGAGACACAAGGACUGGUCGACAAAAUUUGAGUCGUGUGGCCUAAAAUGUACAGAGCUGACUGGAGACACUGACAUGGAUGACUUCCAUGUACUCCAAUACGCACACGUGGUUCUAACAACACCGGAAAAAUGGGACAGCAUGACAAGAAAAUGGAAGGAUCACAAAAGUCUGGUACAAUCAGUGAGGCUCUUUCUUAUCGAUGAGGUACAUCUUCUCAGUGACGAAAGCAGAGGAGCAACAAUGGAGGCUGUAGUAAGCAGAAUGAAGACUGUGCAGAGCUCAAUAACAAAAGAGAAGGCUAAAAAUGAAAAAAUGCAGGCGAUGAGGAUCAUUGCUGUAUCGGCAACAAUUCCGAAUGUUGAAGAUGUAGGUCAACAGCAUAUCAUUUCCAUUCUGGAAUUUUAUAGAAACCCUUAUAACCAUUUUUGCAAUCAUUUUUACAGCAUGGGUGAUGAAUACAGGCCGGUUACUUUAAGAAGAGUUGUCCUUGGCUACCCUUGUUCUGAGAACAUGUCAGAUUUUAAAUUCGAUUUAUCUCUUAACUACAAGCUGAGUGGUAUAAUUCAAACAUACUCGGAUUGCAAGCCAACAUUGGUUUUUUGUUCAACGAGAAAAGGAGUAGCCCAGGCUGCAGCAACACUGUCGAAAGAGGCAAGAUUCAUUAUGGACUCACAACACAAAUCAAGGCUUAUGAAAUAUUCAAAUACCAUACACGACGCAAAGUUACGGGAUAUUAUCCUUUUCGGAGUUGGCUACCAUCACGCUGGUAUGGAUAUCUCCGACAGAAAAAGCAUAGAAUCAAUGUUUGUCCGAGGAGAGCUUCCGGUACUUUUUUGCACAAGCACAUUGGCAAUGGGAGUAAAUUUGCCAGCCCAUUUGGUUGUAAUCAAGUCAACUAUGCACUACGUCGUUGGGAUGUACGAGGAGUACACUGAGUCACAAGUCUUGCAAAUGAUUGGUAGAGCUGGCAGGCCACAGUUUGACACAAGUGCCACAGCCGUCAUAAUGACAAAAUCAAGCAACAAGCAAAAAUACCAAGCCCUUGUCAACGGUGCUCAGACCAUCGAAAGCAGUUUACAUCGCCAUCUUAUUGAGCAUAUAAAUGCAGAGAUUUUUCUUGGAACAAUACCGACCACGAAAAUGGCCGAAGAAUGGUUGAAGUCGACUUUUUUGUACAAGCGCAUGCAGAAGAACCCAAGUCACUAUACUAUGGGCCUACGGGCACUGAGGUCACUUCAAAGUCUCAACCUUCUUGAGAUAAAGGAAGACGGCAGUCUCAUACCAACAGGUACAGGAAAGCUUAUGGCAAGGUAUUGCAUUGCUUUCAACACAGUCAAAAGUUUUUCUGAGGUAAAAGGAUCCGAGAGCAUGGAAGAAUUGGUUGAGAUUCUUUCAAAAUCGAAGGAAUUUGAGGACAUAACUUUGAGGGUCAGCGAGAAGAAGGUGCUGAACACGCUAAACAAAGACAAACACAGAGUGACUAUCAGAUUUCCAAUGAAAAACAAGAUUAAAACAACCGACCAAAAAAUUAACUGCUUGAUUCAAGCUGUUCUUGGUUGUUUAACAGUCAGUGAAUUCUCACUGAUGCAAGAUAUUGCAAAAAUUUUUAGAUCUGGGCAGAGAGUGUCACGCUUCCUUUCAGAAUACCUGUUGAUGAAGGGAGCUCACAAAGCAGCAAUGAAUGCAGUGAUUUUAAACAAAUGCAUCAGAGCCAGGUUGUGGGAGAACUCAAAAUUUGUAUCAAGGCAACUGGAUAAAAUAGGGGCUACUAUGUCAACAGCCUUAGUGCAUGCAGGCCUUACUACAUUGGAGAAAAUGGAGAACAUAAACCCUAGAGAACUGGAAAUGAUCGUUGGGAGGCAUCCACCAUUUGGCAGUCAGGUAAAAGACGCAUUGGCAGCCCUUCCAAAAUACGAUAUAGCUAUCGACCAGGUAUGCUCUCAUGUUACACAGGACGAGAACUACCAGAAGGACAAAGCAGAGCUAUACAUAAAGCUGACAAUGUUAAAUGCGGAGACACGUUCGAAGCACACCAAAACAAAGAAAACACAGUUCCAUCACAGCUCAUUGUUUCUAAUCGCUGAUGCCUCAAAUGCCAUAAUUUUCAAACAAAGAUUGAUGGAUUCAAUGUUCUUCAAGGAAGGCAGUUGGUCAAAACAUAUAACAAUCAAGCGAACACAUAGAAGCGCAGAAUUGACUGCAAAUCUUAUAAGCUCUGACUACGUUGGCGUCGACUUGCAGCUCUCCUUUACACCAAACUACCUGCCUGGCUUCCCAACCUAUUUCCCGAAAGAAAACACGAUGCGAGAUGAAAACAAAACGCCCUCAAAAUGCUUGGAAAACAAAGAAAAUGCGGCUGCUGAUUCAAAAACUAAAAGAAGGAAAAGUUGCACACACAAAUGCCUCAACAAAGACUGAUAUCCUUUU
Molecule: messenger RNA, 2673 nt
Organism: Rhopilema esculentum
Lineage: Eukaryota; Metazoa; Cnidaria; Scyphozoa; Rhizostomeae; Rhizostomatidae
Source: RefSeq, a predicted model, not a curated record